Molecule: messenger RNA, 1360 nt
Organism: Myxocyprinus asiaticus (Chinese sucker)
Lineage: Eukaryota; Metazoa; Chordata; Actinopteri; Cypriniformes; Catostomidae
Gene: dusp23a
Product: dual specificity phosphatase 23a
Exons: 2
Coding region: 124-597 (157 amino acids)
Biological process (GO): cilium assembly; protein dephosphorylation
Molecular function (GO): protein tyrosine/serine/threonine phosphatase activity
Source: RefSeq, a predicted model, not a curated record
ACAGUCUCACAAGACACGCCCAUACGGUCAGUGUAAUUCUCCAGGUUACUUAUAUAGUACAUACAGUUUACUGCUGUUGAAGCAGCAGACUGAUACUGUCUCAAUUUACUACACCGAGCAAUUAUGUCGCACGUUACCGGCACGCCACCGAACUUCUCCUGGGUCGUCCCUCAGAAACUCGCUGGACUGGCCUGGCCUUCCGAAACGGCACAUUAUAAGUUCUUGCUGGAGAAUGGAAUCAAACACCUGGUGUGCUUGUGUGAAUCUAAACCACCAAAUCACGACACCUGUCCCGGGCUGACACUGCAUCACAUCAGUAUAGUCGACUUCACACCGCCGAGUCUGUCUCAGAUACAACGAUUUCUGAGCAUAGUGGAAGAAGCCAACGCAAAAGGCGAGGGCGUUGGGGUACACUGUAUGCAUGGUCAUGGCAGGACAGGGACCAUGCUGGCCUGCUAUCUGGUUAACACCCGGAACAUCACAGGUCUGGAAGCCAUCAGAGAAAUCCGACGACUUCGGAAAGGGUCCAUUGAGACGAAUGACCAGGAGAAAGCAGUGACAGACUUUCAUCAAUACAUUCAAGCCAGUUCUAUAUAAACGGCACACCCCACCCACUCUUAAAUCCUUAUGAUAAUAAUAAAAGUCCCAAAACGUCUGCUGUGGUUCAUGUUUUCAGCUACGAAACUUAAGUAACAAAACACUAAUCCAUGCAUGUGAGUCACACACAUUGAGUAAUGUACGAUUGCAGUGUUCUGAACACAGGUGGCAUGUGUUCAUCAAGAAUACACACCCAUAAAGAAUAAAGGUAACAAAGCACAGCUACUUUGUGCAACUUAAACAACUCUUUAUGUAACCUUAAUGUGGUUUGUUAAACCACAAGGCCAGACCCUGUUCAAUUCCUUUACAAUAAAACUAUGUCUGAGUUUGGAAUGGCAUACUUCCAUACUACUCUUCCCAUUUCUGCCAUAUAUAGACAUGUCAGAAGUACUAAGAUCUCCUUUUAUAUUGAUAUAAUUCUCUCUUCAGAUGCUACCAUUAAUGAGGCCAAUUUUAGUGUUGAAUUGUCCAGUUAAUCUUAAAUGCAAUGUAAAUUGGGUCAAAGACGUGAUACUAUUUGUUUCUGGAUCUAUUAAUAAUAAAAAAGGAGCUCCCCCCCCAAUUUCUAAAUUAAAAUUCAAUUUGACAUUACUUUUAUUUGUAUGUAAACUCAAUGUGGUAUCCCUAAGAUUGUAACAAACAACACUUCUUAUUAAAGGCUGACAUUCAUUACAUAUUAAUAGUCUGGUAUAAUCUUUUAUUAUUUGUUAAAAAGAAUAAGAUGUAACGCAGUUUUAUUUAAAAAAGGUCUAACAUCCCCAGC